This is a messenger RNA of Rhopilema esculentum, 2068 nucleotides long. The record is from RefSeq and is a predicted model, not a curated record. NCBI's taxonomy places the organism in Eukaryota, Metazoa, Cnidaria, Scyphozoa, Rhizostomeae, Rhizostomatidae.
ACUGGGAAAAUUAGGGAUCCACACCCUUUUGAACGCCAGAAAACUCUCUUUUCUAAAGAUAUUUUUGGCUAUUGAGGAGGGGGCGCCUGCCCCCUCUUUCUUCCACCUCGCUAGGCCACUGCAUAGUAUCUUUUUUUCAUUUUUUUUUCAUUCACGCCCUACUUUUUGUGGUGUCACAUCAGUUUCUUUUCUUUAAUUUUCUAUUGAUAAAGAUCGUUUAACCCAAUAUCUUGAUAAAACCUGUAAAUUUCCUUACAGCGGGAAAUGCCCCUCCCUUUGGCCAUUGCCCCCACAUUUUGGCAUAAUAACCGAGAUUUUUCCGAAAUAAUUUGUUAUGGGUGUUAAAUUUUAUCUUGGCCCCUCCACUUUUCAACCUGUGUCGGAGCCCAUGGUACUGCAAGGCCCUCAAAGCGUAUUGUUUUAUUUUCACUUUAAUUUAGAUUUGUUUCAUUUCAUUUUAAUCUUAAAAAUAUUUCCGUUGGAAUAAAGUUGAGUUUAGUAAAAAUUGUAACUGCAAUCCAAUAGCACCUUCAUAAAAAGGCUGUAAUAUGCCUUAAACAUUGCAAGAUAUUCACACAAUAAUAGUCUUUAUAGUGAAAACUACUUAAGUUUAAAAUAUAAGGACUGGAUCGACGGGGCUAAAUUCAUUUCCGAAUUAUGUUGGUUUUAUGUGCAUAUGUUCUGAGGCAAGUUGGAAAUUGAGGACCGAUGGCAGAUUAAGGACUCUUAACAAGUGAGGACCCGCCUGUGUUAUGUAACACAAAAAGAAUCAAAACACCAAAGCGGAAGCUAGCCGGACGCAUUUUUCCUAGAAUUGGCCAAAACAGCGAUGUUGAUGAACCUGCUCUAGAGUCGAGAAUGAAUUUCGCAAAUUUUGGGUUGCUUAUACAUGGAGUGUUUGUCAUCAAUCUUGCUAUAUCAACCAGGAGUCAAGUUUGCAAUGUCACUGACACAAGUCGUCUCUACUGUGGAUGGCAGGGCAUAAAUGAAACCAUAUGCACAACAAGAAACGGGUGUUGCUGGAAGUCUUCAACAACUGGUGGGAGUAUUCCUUGGUGCUUUUACGAUUCAAAUAUAUCUGCAAUUCUGAAGUCAGAAUCUGUCUGUGAGCAUGCAGGUCCAGCAAGACUUGUUUGUAAUAACAAUCAAAGAGUGGAUAUUCACGAUGCGUUUUACGGUCGAAAUAAUGACAACAAAACGUGUCACAAUUCCGGCACUAUAACCUGCUUUAACCCAAAUGCAACUGAGAUCGUCAGAAGGAUAUGCAAGAUGAAUUCUACAUGUACCGUGUCACCAAAGGGUAGUAUUUGGAAUUUCGACUCGAGCUGCGAUAUGCUUAAUGCACAGCUGAAGAUUCACUACUUUUGUGUUGCUAAAGGUCAAAUUUCAAGUACACAAAUCCACGCAAGUUCAACACCUCACCACGCAAGCCCCACUAAGAACCACCUAAGCACAAGCUUGUAUUCACCCACCUUGGUAAAACCUACUGUUCGCCAGUCUCCUGAGGGAUCUACGAUGCAAACGGCAAAAACUACAGCAAGAGGUCUGGGUUCUGUUACCACUAAGACUGUUUUAGUUACUGCAACACAUAUUGUUAGUUCCAGUGUUGAAUUCCAAGCAAAGGGCACGCAAACAGAUUCUCGUUCAUCAAAGAUUCAUUCACUUCAUCUCGAAUUGAAGAAAAAAGACCAUGUUAUAAUUGGGUUGACGGUCGCAGUUUCCAUUAUGGGAUGCGUAAUAAUUACCUUUCUGUUCCUCUUUUUCCGAAAUGACAGAGGAAAAGAUACAGAUCAGUUAAGCGGUUCGAAAACUGCAGAGCAUGAGAUGGGCACAACCAAUUGCUAUGAUGUGAUGGAUCUGACAACUGAAAAUCCUUACUAUGAUAGUACCUAGCAUAUCGAAAUGACAUUGAAUGUUGUAAAUUUGGUCAACGGAAUCUAGCUUAAAUAAUAUGUUAUUAAUAAAUUAUAAAAUGUUACUUACUUUAAGUCUUGUUAAUUUUAAGAUUAAUUGUCUAUGAACUUAGGGUCACACGUUUUUGAGUGAAAAAACCUUUGAAGUUAAGAAA